UAGGGUGAUGUAGAAGAACGGGUCACUCUCAGUGGAAGUAUGGAGUGAGAUCGGCUGUGUUAUGAGCUCGUGUAAGGGUCUGUAAGUCACUGGAUCAUCAAUACUGAAGAUAUUACGCAUCAUUUCUGUCUUUCUGGAGGAACACGACAGAUUCAUGCUGAUGGGCUGGUUGUGGGUUUGGGCUGUUUCUGUCCUGAUCGGAUCUUCUCUGUGUCUGCCUCAUGGAGUCAGUAAAGCAGUGGCGCUUCCAGACGGCCUUCAGGAGACGCCGUAUGGAGAAGCUGACAAUAAAGACAGCCAAAAUGAGGGUCCAUGUAAGAGGACGUACUGUGGUCGAGGACAGGAGUGUGUCGUCAGGGAUCUAACGGGUCGUGCCGAAUGUGUGUGCCAGGAAAGAUGCCACAGCUCAUUUGUGCCCGUCUGCGGCUCUGAUGGACACUUUUAUGAGAAUCACUGUGAGCUGUACCGUACUGCUUGCCUGCAGCGGAAGAAGAUUUAUGUGCUUCACAGCAAAGACUGCUUCUUCAAAGGCGACACAUGCACAAUGUCAGAGUAUAACAGGCUGAAGAAUAUGCUGUUAGACAUGCAGCCCAGGAGUGUGAAGGACAGGAAAGAAACUUUAGAAAAUGCCAUGGACCAAAGGAGGACCCUGGUGGACACCAUGUUCAAGUAUUUAGAUCUAAACCAGGAUAGGCAUCUGAGCAGCGAAGAGCUAUCGGAGAUCUCUAUGAAGGAGCAUCUGGAAGAAAUGUUGCUGCAAUGCACCAUGCACGACCUCCUGCGUUAUGAUGAUUACAACAAUGACGGUCACCUGAACCUUCAGGAGCUCUACACUGCUUUCCAGGUGAUCCAGCUCAGUCUGGCAGAUGAGAAGCGUUUGAGCAUCACAACAGUGACUGUCGGUCUGAGUGCUGUACUUACCUGUGCCAUACAGGGAACACUGAGACCUCCAAUCAUCUGGAUGAGAAACGGCAUAACCCUUAACUUUCUGGACCUGGAAGAUAUUAAUGAUUUCGGUGACGAUGGCUCACUCUACAUUACGAAGGUGACUACUAUUCACAUGGGGAACUACACCUGUCAUGCGUAUGGUUAUGAAAAGCUGUUCCAGACCCACGUGCUCCAGGUGAAUGUGCCUCCAGUAAUCCUCGUCUAUCCAGAGACUCAGGCACAGGAACCCGGUGUGGCUGCCAGCCUUCACUGCCAUGCUGAAGGUAUUCCAAACCCUAAACUCACCUGGCUGAAGAAUGGCCUGGAACUCCAGCCACAUGGAUCAAAACAGCUUUCAAUGCUUGCCAAUGGAAGCGAGCUUCACAUUAGCAGCGUACGAUAUGAAGACACUGGAGCUUAUACCUGCAUCGCGAAAAAUGAAGUUGGAGUGGAUGAAGACAUCUCGUCUUUGUUUGUGGAAGAUUCGGCUCGCAAGACACUGGCCAACAUUCUCUGGAGGGAAGAAGGGCUGAGUGUAGGGAACAUGUUUUACGUCUUCUCAAAUGAAGGAAUCACAAUACUGCAGCCUGGAAACUGUGAGAUUCACAGACACAUCAAGUGGACAGAGAGGAUUCUGAGUACUUAUGAACAGUUGUGUCCUGAAAGCCUGAGUGAUUCACGUCAGAAGUGCGUUUGGGCAUCAGCGGUCAGUGUUAGAGACAAAUAUGUGUAUGCGUCUCAACCGCUUCACAACAGACUGCUGAUCAUUGACACACAGACACAGAAAGUCAUGCAGGCUUUGGAAACAGCGCCCAUGCCUGUCAAACUCUUUUAUGAAAAAUCUCAUGACCAGCUGUGGGUCUUAAGCUGGGGAGAUCUGCUGAAAUCCGCUUCGACAUUACAGGUGAUCUCUUCUGCAAGUCUUGGAGAUCAGCAUCAAAUCAUUCGUACUCCGUUUGAAAGAGUAGAGGACUUCUACAUCCCACCCACCAAUCUCAUUAUCACACACGUAAGGUUUGGCUUUGUCUACUUGAAAUCAGAGCAGGCGGUGCAUAAAAUCGACCUUGAGACCUUCAAUCUAGUCAAGACCAUUAGUCUUAAAAACUACAGCUGUAUCCCAGCCAGCAUGACUUACACUCAUCUGAGCGGAUACUUUUUUAUCGAGUGCCAAGCGAAGAACCGGCCAAACUGGCAACUUCUCAUAGACGGCGUAACCGAUGCAGUCAUCGGACCUAAUCCUGACAUCGUCGGUCGGCCGUUCGUAUCUCCAGACGGCCGCAUCAUUGUCUCCAUGGAUAAACGACGUGGGAAACUCCAAGUUCAGACCGUUUCCUUCCAAGGUGAACUUCAGCUAAGCCACAAACUGAAUAUCUCCGUUCCACUCUCGGAUUUGGACUUUCAAGCGUCCUUCACAGAAUCCAAUCAGUAUGUGGUGGUGACCUCUUCAGCCGAGGGCUCAGAAGUGUUCUUCUCUGACCUGUCAAUGGGAAAAAGUCAAGUUCUCCAGAACAUCAAAGAGCCAAUUCCAACCUCCAGUUGGUUUUGGGGAGACACCAACAGGUUUGUGAUCUCCAGCGGUGUGUUUGGACGGUACUUGAUCACGUCGUCAGCCGAGUCCCUGUUUGUUUUGGAUGGCAAGCAAAGGCGUCCUCACUGUGAGGUGUCGGACAUCAAGACAGGAAACACAGCGGUUUGGGUGGGUGAGGUAUGAGCCGGGCACCGCUGGGCGGUUCUGGAAGGGAUGGCGUUGGCCAAAUGAGCCGAAACCUUUAAAGGAUGAGAAUGGACUCGACAUUAGUAAUGAGUGAAAUGAACACGCAUGCGGGUUUCUACACACACAUGCACACACAUGAAACAAUAAAUAUUAGGAAAUAAAACACGGCAAAUAAUGAAGACAGCCUUCAGUGCAACAGUGAGCUAAUGACACUAAUGACAGAUAUUUUGCACUUUCCUGAUAGCAAAAAUAGUACAGUAUAGUAACAGAAAGAAUAGGUAAGUAAGUAUUGAACUAUGCACAAUGACUUUUCACUUGUUUGUUGUUUCAUCACUUGUCAUUGAGAUCAAUUGUGUUGUCUGUUUUUCCUCAGUGUAAAUAAUGGUGUUGUCACGGUGCAUCAUUUAAGUGUUUCCAGCUUUACACGUAAUGUCAAAUCCUUUGAGAGAAGCUGAUUUUACAGUGAUUAGUAUUGUAUUGUAAUAGAAAUAUGAUGGUAAGGUGUUUCAUUUCUUUCUUUAAUGCUGUUUACCUUAAAAGUGUUUCAGUGCACUUUGUGUGGAUAUUUGUCAGCAUUACUUUGGGGGGGAAAUGGUCCUGUCAGGUUUCUAAAAUCUCCAUUUUUAAAUGCAACAAUUAAUUUUAAUACUGACAGACAGCAGAAGCAGAUGUUGAAUAAUCUAAAUUGUGUUGUAAUGAAAACAAAAAAUGCAGAAAGGCUUGUGUGAUGGUUUGGGGGUAAAAAAUGUCAUUGUAGUUUGGUAUAAAUACUACAGUUAAUGAAAAACAGGUGUCUGUGUUUGAGGAUGUGGUUUAUGAGGACACACGUGUGUAACAAUUUGAGGAUUACAACAUAAACCAGAAGGCUUUAAAGACACAAGCAGUCAAUGUUUAGCUUUGCUCAAAUAUUUCUAAAUCUAUAUUUAGCACAAAGUUAUAUCUAAAAAAAAAACACAGAAUGAAACAAUAAAAUGAAAUACAAAAAAAUAACCAGUCAAGGCUUGGUCUGUGUUGUCUGAAUAAGAUUAUCCUAAGGAAAAUUAAUCCUUUAGUGCAAACAUAAAAUUAGACCACUGUUGCACUGAACAAUAAUACAAUUUUAGGACAAAGCAUUUGAAACUUUCUGAGAUGAUAAAGUAUAACACUGAUGUGCUGUUGAGGCAUAUAUGACGAAUAAGACCUCAAUAUACAGAUACAAAUUCACACAUUCGGGUCAGCGGAUGUUCAUACACUUCAACUAAUUAAAACCAGUCAGGUUACAACCGUUUAAUAAAUGUGUUUGUUAUAUAUCAUCUGCACAAUGUCCCUUUCAAAGGCAUUUCACCUUUAGCAACCAGCCUGAGACAUAACAUUAUUGUUUUACAGAUACUAUAGAGUCAGAUGUAACAUGUGCAGUAUAUGCUGUAUUACAAAGAAUUGUAACAGAAAUCAAUCUGUUGUUUAUUUAAAACUAAACCCAACUCUCACAAACCUAAAAAAGCCAGCUGUACACUUCAGUCUACAGGUCAUGCUGCACAGUAUACAUGUAUGACAUUAAGUUAUCUUUUAUUCUAGAAGGGAAUUCAGUGUGGAUUAUAUCUUAACGGGUCUUUUAACAAUAAAAUACCAGACUGAGGUUUGAAAUGAAGCCUUAUUAAGUCACGCUGAACUGCACAUCCAUUUGUCUUCAUUGCUCUUUAAUGUCCUCAAACAUUCAGUCUUCUCUCUCGUCCUGUUCAUGUAAAGUUUGGUUUUAAUUGUGUGCUGCUGUUUCACAGAUGUUUCUGUCUAUGUGAUUUCACAGAAUUUAACUUUCAAACUUCUGCAAAACUUGAACGGUUUGAGGCACACAGUAAAGUCAUCCUCCAGAUGUUUGCAUUUAUUGCUAAUAAAUAGGUCAAGAACCAAAAGCUGUAUUUCUUUUUAUUUGUAUUGUUUAUUUUUUAGUAAAUAAUUAUCUUGCAAAUUAAAUAUUGAUUGUCUAUUUAUUUACACAACAAACAAAAAAUAAUGGCAGGACAGAUUUAUCACAUUUCUUUAAUGUGACAAUAUAUGUAAUGUUGUGUGAUAGUAGCAAACGAUAUAAAAAAAAUGGUUUUCUUUCUCCGAUUUUGGAGCUUUAUUUUGUAUGGGUAAUAAAUAAUAUUCAUUAUGUGUGUAAAUUAAAGCACCACAGCAUUGUUACACCAAACAUUUUCAUGACAAAAUGCCAAGGGCCUCAACUGGAGGACAAAUGAUUUAUGUACAUGUAUUUAUUUUUAAGAAAUCGUAACCUUUAAAAGUCUUUUAGCUGUUUUUGUGCUGGUUGAUUAUCUCUAUGCAACACAUUUCCAUUGUCUCAGCAAUAACUGUUGAAAUGUUAUUUAGAAAUGACGGUAAUCAAAAAUUUUUGUUGUUGUUUAUUUUGGAUGAUUUAAUAUACUGAUUUAUUUUGUCUUCUUGUCAUAUGUGUAUUGUGGUGUCACUGACCACACCAGCUAAGUCCUCGUGUAGAUUUCAGCUUGUCUUAUGCUCGAGGAGCACCCUGAUCAUGUAUUUUCUAUGUCUGUUUUGUUUCUUUUGUUACAUUGUAAGUAAGAUUGUGCAAUGUUGCACUUUUUAAUGAGAUUGUGACUUAAUCUACAGAUAUUCUUCAUGAUAGUAAAAAAUGAAAAAGUCAUGAUGGUGAUUUAAAUAAACUAAUAUCUGUAACUUGUAAGAAGCAUUCAGAAGAACUCCAGUGAUUUAUUAGCUUUGGCUGUAGACUGCUUUACUUUAUAAUGUAAUAUAGUGUUGCCUGGGAUAAACAUCUC
Messenger RNA from Paramisgurnus dabryanus, 5412 nucleotides. RefSeq names its product follistatin-like 4 (gene fstl4). Gene Ontology annotation, cellular component: extracellular region. NCBI's taxonomy places the organism in Eukaryota, Metazoa, Chordata, Actinopteri, Cypriniformes, Cobitidae. The record is from RefSeq and is a predicted model, not a curated record. Gene Ontology annotation, biological process: multicellular organism development; regulation of BMP signaling pathway; cell differentiation. Gene Ontology annotation, molecular function: protein binding; calcium ion binding.